Solanum dulcamara is the source of this 1962-nucleotide messenger RNA. RefSeq lists its product as uncharacterized. The record is from RefSeq and is a predicted model, not a curated record. Gene Ontology annotation, molecular function: nucleic acid binding. NCBI's taxonomy places the organism in Eukaryota, Viridiplantae, Streptophyta, Magnoliopsida, Solanales, Solanaceae. The transcript is spliced from 7 exons. Gene Ontology annotation, biological process: DNA integration. Bases 1 to 1962 code for a protein of 653 amino acids.
AUGGAUGGAACAUGCAAGAAGGAAAUAUAUAUUGAAGAACUGUGGGGACAACGGGAAAGGGUGAAUGCUAUUGUGUUGUCAUGGUUAAUGAACUCAGUUUUGAAGAGCCUGCUUAGUGGAAUUGCAUUUUCUUCAAGUGCUUCAAAUGUGUGGACUGACCUGCAAGAAAGGUUUGAUAGAGUUGAUAGAUCAAGAACUUAUAGUUUACACAAAGAAAUUGCCACUUUAAAGCAAGAUUCAGCUGCUAUGUACUCUAGAGGUGGCAGUAGUUCAGGUGUCAGUAACAGAUUCAAGAAAAAUACACUUUUAAUCUAUGACUUUUGUAAGUGUAGAGGCCAUACCAAAAAGUCUUACUAUAAGAUUGUUGGGUAUCCUCCAGAUUUCAAGUCCAAGAGGAAGAUACAAAGUGCAAACACUGCUUAUGCUGAUACUACUGGCUUGGCUAGUCAACCACAACAAUCAGUUAAGGCUAAUUUUUCUUAUGAUUUGAACACAAAUAUAACUGGUGACUUAGUAUGGGGUAGGAAUAUCACAGCACAGCACACUAUAGACAAAGUUUCAGCUGAAGCUUCUACUUCCAAUAAGACUAUAAGUCAAGCUAAGAAAGAUGCCAAGCAAUUAAAUCAGGGUUGCACAUUCAAAAAAGAUCAGUAUGAACACAUUCUCAAGAUGAUGAGUCAACAAUCAGGCUCAAAAGUUACUACAUCUGAUUGCAAUAAGGCAAACACUGCAAGUACAACCUUAUUUGUAACUGAAAAUAGUGAUGUGUGGAUUGUAGAUACAGGUGCAACAAACCAUAUAGUUUCUAAGUUGGAUAUGCUACAAAAGGAAUCUGUGCUAAAACUUAACACUCCUAAGGAUAUAUGUUUAUCAAAUGGUGGUACCACACAAGAGCUUUACACUGGAAAGAUGAAGGAAGUUGGCAAGGAGUCAGACACGGAGCUAUGGCAUCAAAGACUUGGACAUGUAUCUUCGGCUGUACUUGCUAAGAUGUUCACUAUGAAUAAAGACAGUAUGUGUAAGUAUGCUAAGAAUCAGUUUGGCAAAGUGGUCAAAGUCCUAAGAUCAGACAAUGGUACUGAGUUUGUUAACUCAGUAUGUGAUAGUAUGUUUAAAGCACUGGGUAUUAUAUAUCAAAGAUGUUGUCCUUAUACUCCUCAACAAAAUGGUGUGGCUAAGAGGAAACAUAGACAUUUUCUAGAAGUAACAAGAGCCUUAAGGUUUCAAGCUAAAAUACCUAUUAGGUUUUGGGGUCACUGUGUCCUAGCUGCAACUUAUCUCAUUAACAGAAUCCCUAGUAGUGUGCUUGAGUUUCAAACUCCUUAUGAAAGACUUUAUGGUAUAAAACCAGUGUUAUCUCAUUUGAGAAUAAUUGGUUGUCUAGCCCUUGCAAAGCAUCUCACUGAACAUGAUAAAUUAAUGUCCAGAUCAAAGUCAGUUGUUCACAUGGGAUACUCUGAAGUACAUAAAGGUAGAGAUGUUAUCUUUAGGGAAGACAUAUUUCUUUUUGCCAAGGAUGACAUUUUUGCUCAACAGCAGCUAUUUGUAGACAUCUUGCAAGGGUUAGGUGGUGAGCAAUUCUGUGUGCAGCAGCCUAAAAAACAGCUACCUACUGAUGCAAGUGGCUCUGAGGUAUCACAUACAGAAGGUCCUAUUAUUACUAGAAGAUCUACAAGAGCUAAACAACCUCCUCUAUGGCUGAAGGAUUUUGUUUCCUUGAAUGUCAAGCAGGAUGUUCAGUAUCCCUUGUCCAACUAUGUGAGCUAUUCUCAUUUUUCACCCACUUAUCAAUGCUUUAUUGCUGCUACUUCAACUGUGACAGAACCUAACAGCUAUGUAGAAACAAUCAAGGAUCCAAGAUGGGUAAAAGCUAUACAGGCAGAAAUCCAGGCUUUAGAAAGCAAUCAUACUUGGGAGAUCACAUCCUUACCUGCAGGGAAGAAGCCUAUUGGUUGUAGAUGA